GGUCAUCACUAAAGCAGCUGUGUUUUCAUACAGCUUUUGGCUCAGGAGCAGUCAAGAUGGCAGCUGCAGGGCUUCAGAUUCUUGGUGUUCUUUUGGCAAGUAUUGGAUUCGUGGGCGACAUCAUCGUCUGCGCCCUGCCAAUGUGGAUGGUGUCUGCCUUCAUUGGUAACAACAUUGUGACGGCCCAAGUCUUCUGGGAGGGCCUCUGGAUGAACUGUGUGCAGCAGAGCACUGGUCAGAUGCAGUGCAAGGUCUACGACUCCAUGCUGGCACUGCCCCAAGACCUGCAGGCCGCCCGGGCUCUGGUGGUCAUCUCCAUCCUGAUUGCCUUUUUGGGAAUCCUGCUUGCCGUCAUUGGUGGAAAGUGCACCAACUGCAUUGAACAAGAAGAGUUCAAGAGCAAGAUAGCUAUCGCUGCAGGUGUGUUCUUCAUCGUUGCUGGCAUCCUGUGCAUCAUCCCUGUGUCGUGGUCUGCUCACGUGACCAUCAGGAACUUUUACAACCCAAUGCUGAUCGACGCACAGAGGAAGGAGCUGGGAGCAGCGCUGUUCAUCGGCUGGGGCUCAGCAGGACUCCUGAUCAUCGGUGGGGGUCUCCUUUGCUGUCAGUGUCGGCAGCAGAAGGACGGUGGGUACUCUGUUAAGUACUCUGCCCCCCGCUCAGCAGCUGCCAGCACUGGAGCCUAUGUUUGAAACUUGACUUUUUUUUUUUUUAAAUUUGUUUCUUUAGGAAACUCUGGAACUUGAGCCUUGAAUUUUAUCUUUACUGAUUUUUAAUAAAAUAUCUUUUACA
Nematolebias whitei (Rio pearlfish) is the source of this 792-nucleotide messenger RNA. RefSeq names its product claudin d (gene cldnd). Gene Ontology annotation, cellular component: plasma membrane; bicellular tight junction. The transcript has a single exon. The record is from RefSeq and is a predicted model, not a curated record. The coding region runs from base 57 to 692 and encodes 211 amino acids. Lineage: Eukaryota; Metazoa; Chordata; Actinopteri; Cyprinodontiformes; Rivulidae. Gene Ontology annotation, molecular function: structural molecule activity. Gene Ontology annotation, biological process: bicellular tight junction assembly; cell adhesion.